AUGCCACAGAUUUAUAGUAUUUAUAUCUAUCGCAAAACUAUAACUUCAUAUGAAGGCUGGAAGACCGAAUUCAGCAAGAUUCAGGUUAUAGGCACGGACAUUAAAUCCAUCUGUGAAGCACUUCAGAAAACCAUAUGGCAACCAAAUCAAAGCAGCACCUCAAUAAGCUUCUUGACAUCGUCUGAUGAUGGUUCCGAGCAAACUUUGGAAGAUCUAGAUCCUAUAUUUAUGUAUACUGAAUUAUUAAAAGAAAUCAUUCUUAAUACGCAGUACAACACAAAAAAUAGAAGGGAUUUUAUCGAAUUUUUGCGUGCUGAGAAUAGAACGGAUGCUAAUAGGCUUAAAAUGAUUGAUAUAUUCGAAAAGAACGACCCUCCACGAAGCUCCAUUUCGUGGUAUACUUAUGAUAUUCUGUUUUAUGACUUAGCUAACUCUUCUCUCCGAAACUUUAACGUUGAAAAAAUUAUCAAAAGCAGUUUUUUUCUAUCGAGCCUGCAUAGACAAUUAGAAGAUUUACACAAGCAAAGAGUUAACCUUGGUCAUGGAAAGUUUUAUGUUUAUCGAGGACAAAUAUUAUCGAAAGAUGAUUUUAAUAAACUACAGGAAGGUGCACUUAUAUCCUUCAAUAGCUUUUUAUCGACGAGUGAAGAAGAAUCUGUCGCAAGCGGCUACGCUGAAAGUAAUGCGAAUGCACCGGAAAAUGGUGUGGGUGUACUUUUUCGUAUGCUAAUAGAUCCCAACAUUCCGUCGACUCCAUUUGCCCGUAUUAAAAACAUCAGCCAGUUUUAUGAUGAACAAGAAGUACUUUUCUCUAUGCAAGCGGUCUUCCGAAUUCGCAAAAUACAAGAAUACCCCAAGAACAGCGCAGUUCGUCAAGUUGAUCUUGAUCUUACGCCAGAUAAAGAUCCGCAACUUUGUAAACUCAAAAGCUUUAUACGAGAAGAAAUUGAUGGUAAGACAGAUUGGGACCGUUUGGGCAAACUACUAAUUAAAAUAGGUCAAUAUAGCGAAGCUGAAAAAUGGUAUACUACACAGCUAAAACAGAUAUCUAGUGAUAGGAAUGCAGUAGACGAUAUUGAAUACUACCUCGGAAUUGCGAAAUUAGAACAAGGAGAGUACCAAGAUGCAGCUUCAUUUUUCAAAAAAUCGUUGGAAAUCACACGACAUAGUUCGUCAAAAGGUCCUGCUUUGUUGGCUGGCAUUCAUAGCAUGAUCGGCAGCGCGUAUAAAGGCAUGGGCGACUACUUGAAAGCUCUUGAAUCUUAUGAAAUAGCCUAUGAUAUCUUCAAAUUAAAUCCGCACUGUAAUGGACAUCUAUUUGGUUCUUUGUGCAAUCAAAUCGGUGCAGUUUACCAUGACAUGGGUCAGUACGUAGAAGCACUUAAUUAUUACGAAAUAGCACGCGAUACCUACAAAAUAAUUCUCCCAUCCAAUCAUCCUAUAUUGGCUUCUACCUAUAAUAACAUCGGUGAAUUGUACAGAUGUCUGGGUAACUACUCAAAAGCACUCGACUCUCACAAAUUAGCUUUGGAAAUUGACAAAAAAUCUUUGCCUCACAAUCAUGUCGAUUUGGCUACUUCCUUGAACAACAUUGGUAUAGUGUACGAAAAAAUGAAAGACUACAUGAAUGCAAUGUAUUAUCACACAAGCGCACGUGAAAUCUUCGAAAAGCUAGAUUACAAGCAUCCAGGAUUGGCCAAUUCCUAUCAUAACAUCGCUGAAGUAUAUCGCCAGUUGGGUAAAUAUUCAAAUGCAUUAGAAUAUUUUGAAAAGGGCUUGGAAAUUUGUCAAAAAACACUCGAUUCACACCAUCCAUCAUUAGCUAUUUCCUACCAAUGCAUUGGAGCAGUACAUACGUCUAUGAAAAACUAUUCGACAGCACUUGAGUUUCUCGUAAAAGGACAAAAAACCUUGGAAAACUCUCAGCAUGAAACUAACCCUGCUUUGGUCGAUAUCUACAAAACUAUCGGCGCUGUUUAUACGAACAUGUGUGAUUACUUGAAAGCAUUAGAAUAUUUUCAAAAAUCGCACGAUAUGCUGGUAACAGUGUUACCUUUGAACUAUCCAUCAUUGGCCGACUUAUACAGAUGUUUUAGUUCAGUAUAUUAUAAAAUGAGUGACUACUCAAAGGCUCUGGAAUAUUGCGAUAAAACACUUCAAAUGGAAGAAAUGAUUUCGCCUCGAAAUCGUUCCAGUGUGGGGCAUACUUACUCAUUUAUGGGUAAAAUAUAUCUAGAAAUGAGUAAUAGCAGGAAAGCAGCUGAGUUUUACAAAAAGGCAUCUGAUAUCAUUGGAGUAUCUUUGCCUGUGACCAUUCGCGAUGAAAACGGGUCCUUCACCACUACUGGUAUAACAAUUAGUUGCAUUGGCGGCGACUCUCACGUAUCUGACUUACAUGAGCACUUGCGAAACACGCUGCAGAAUUUAUACAACGAAAACCGUAAAUCAGUAAAUUCAAGAAAUUAA
Molecule: messenger RNA, 2466 nt
Organism: Rotaria socialis
Lineage: Eukaryota; Metazoa; Rotifera; Eurotatoria; Philodinida; Philodinidae
Source: the annotation of a GenBank genome assembly